AUGCAACCUAACGAGAGUCCCCGAACGCGUAAACCAAAGAAGAGUCCCAGCGAGAAGGUGCCAGCCAGCAACGCCAGCAGUACUAGCAGUUCAAGUGCUCUGGCGGACGAUAAGCGACCGCGGACUGCCUUCAGUGGACCCCAGCUGGCGAGGCUGAAGCACGAAUUCGCCGAAAAUCGCUACCUGACGGAGCGGCGCCGCCAGGCGCUGAGUGCCGAACUGGGCCUGAACGAGGCCCAGAUCAAAAUCUGGUUCCAGAACAAGCGAGCGAAAAUCAAAAAAUCCUCCGGCCAGAAGAACCCACUCGCACUGCAGCUGAUGGCGCAAGGUUUGUACAAUCACUCGACGGUGCCGCUGACCCGGGAGGAGGAAGAACUGCAGGAGAUGCAGGCUGCUGCCGCUGCGGCGGCUGAAUCUCGAACCGGUUCGGCGGCGGCCGCCAGCGUCUAGCAAGCGUGACAGUUGUAGGCAACAUAGUAGGCUAUGAUGUGUGAACAGGAUCAGAUUGUGCACCAUUCAGCAUACCUUUCGUGAAAUUUUUGAAAACAAAAGAAAAACAAUACAAAACCUUCUACAAGUUUGAUAAACAAGUAGUAAUAGUUCAAACUAAGCUAAUUAUUAUAGUAAAGGAACUGAAGAAAGCAGCUGAGCGUUUGGUAAAUAGCUUUGUUGAAAUGCUUCACUCAUCCAUGCUAUCUCAAAUCUCAACCCAAAAAGAUUAUUUUGUUCCACCAAACCAACCGAAACCAGACAAUUUGAUCACAUUUGAAGAUGGAAGUAAUAGAAAAUCUGUGAUAUUGUAACGUUAAAUCACUCACUAAUAGGAGACAUGAUGUACAUUUUUAGUAGCUAAUAGUUUUUUUUCAAUGUUGUAGAUAACUAUUCCUUCCUAGCUGUUUGCAAACUGUCCUACUUUAUUGUACUUAACCCAAUUUAAAACCAGUGAAAUGUUUCUCAAUCAAUAGAUGGCAGCCCGAGUCUCUAACCGCAAUCGAACUGAGUUAUUUUAAGCAAAUCAACAGUAUCAUCGAGGUAAGUCUUAUUAAAGCUGAGUAUUAGAUAAACGAAUUUGUAGAUUAGUGUAAAUAUGUACUCAUUUGUAUUGCGAAUACUAUCGAAAUUCAGUCGCUGAAAAGCGUUCAUUCGUAACUAAAAAAUAAUGAAAACGACACUUGCUUGUUUUGAGGUUAGGAAUAAUUCGACCUAUUUAUUUAUUUCGUUUACCACAAGUCAAAAGCAAGUGAAAUGCAAUCUUGUAACAAAUAUCUCGAGAAGAGUAUUCAAUUUUGA
This is a messenger RNA of Topomyia yanbarensis, 1290 nucleotides long. RefSeq names its product homeobox protein E60. Gene Ontology annotation, cellular component: nucleus. Gene Ontology annotation, molecular function: RNA polymerase II cis-regulatory region sequence-specific DNA binding; DNA-binding transcription factor activity, RNA polymerase II-specific. Lineage: Eukaryota; Metazoa; Arthropoda; Insecta; Diptera; Culicidae. The transcript has 3 exons. Gene Ontology annotation, biological process: regulation of transcription by RNA polymerase II; neuron differentiation; multicellular organism development. Bases 1 to 450 code for a protein of 149 amino acids. The record is from RefSeq and is a predicted model, not a curated record.